AACAUGUAAACGAGUAGGAAAAAACAAGAAUUUGUAAACGAACACAACCUUCUUAUUUUUUAAAUGAAAUUCACUCCUGCGAAAGUGAAUUAUUCCGUUCACGCAUUAAACUGUUAGAUAGUGAGAUUUGUCAUAUCUCUAUGUUUCACGUUCAAGAAUUAAUAUUUAUUCCUAUGUAUGCAGAAAAUCAGUAUAUUUUAAUACCCGAAUUUCCGAUUGAAAUUAGCACCAUUUGCGAGGGAAAACCAGAAACAAUUAAGUCUACGGAUUCAUUGUAAAAGUUUAACAAUUCAUUUAAAUAAAUUUUUGGGGUCUGCGGAUGUUAAAUGUAGCCCAAAAUUGUUUGGGUAUUAAAAGGAAUAAAAAUUAUCCAUAUUAGAAGCCAAAUUUUUUUGUAUAUGUAAAUAUUAUUAAUAUCAUUAGUGUUAUAUAUCUAUGUAUUUUUAAAUUGUAAUAUUAACUUUAUAGGAGUCUUUCUCACAAUCAAAUUCAUUUCUAUUUUUUUACUUUCUAAAAAGACAAAGUUUAUAAGUAUUGAGUCAUCAUGAUCUAUCUACAGGACUAGGACUUAGUCAUAUUUUUAUCUAUGUAUAUUGAACUUUGUAAGGACUAGAACUUAGUCAUAUUUUUAUCUUUUCUUUCUUCUUCGUUAAUAUAUAAGCAACAUGUAAUCUUCAAAAGCCAGAUUUAGUCGUGACUGCUUUCGGAGAAGGACUCCCAAAUUAUUAAAGAAAGUUUUAAAUAAAAAUCUGUGAAUUUAUUAUUUGGAAUCCAACAUAAUUUUUGGCGACGAGGAUACGGAUUGGUCCGAUACUCUAUAUUAGUGAUUCUUGGAACUAGCAACUCCAUCCUAAAAACGAGUGACAAUUUUAAUUGUUAAAAUUCGGUCCACGAACGAGUCAGCAACAAAAAAAAGUGAACUUCCGACUGCCGUAUUGGAACUAGCAACUCCAACAGAAGGGACGACAUUUCCCAGGUUGACAUCUUGGAAUUAGCAACUCCAACAACAGGGACAACAUUAUCAAGUUGACAUCUUGGAAUUAGCAACUCCAACAACAGAAACAACAUUCUCAGGUUGACAUCUUGGAAUUAGCAACUCCAUCACCAGAGAAUCUUCAACAUGAAAUUGACAAUCUUUCUUUCCCUUCUACUUCCAAAACUCAUCCUUAGUUUACCCUACACAAACACACCAUUAAAUCAUACAAGCGGAAUUCUUUAUGAUAAAAAGGGAAUAGCCAAGAUAUCAAAUUCUAAACUAACACUCUUAGCCCACAUUAAUUUUACACAUCUAAAUGAUGCUCGCAUAAUAGUGGUUAAUAAUGCAAUUCAAAGUCAAUAUCUUUGUAAAAAAUUAUCAGAUGCGCCUUAUGCGCGAGGACAUGUUAGUUUUCAUUGUGAAAGAGCUGUACGGUUAAUAUUCGAGUUAAUAAAUGAAAUAAAUAGAAAAAAUGAGAUUCUUCAGCAAUUGACUACUCAAUUAUCAAUACGUCAACGUCGUGGUUUAAUGAACGGUGUUUCUUAUGCAGUCAAUUGGUUAUUCGGUAUACCCGAUGCCGAUGAUGCAGAAUAUUAUUCCGAAAAUAUUCAUAAAUUAAUAAAUGAUAAUAUCCAAGUAAAAACUCUUCUGAAAUCUCAAAUACAAGUUGUUUCUAAUACUAUCAAAAAUUUUAAUAAUUCCUUAUACUCUUUAAAAAGUCAAGAAGAAAUAUUAAAUUCUAAUUCAGAAAAGAUUAAUAAUUUCAUGUCCAAUACUAAUAUCGAAACAUCAGUUUUACAAUUAGAGACAUUAAUCACAUUUCAAACAUCAACAAUACUGGAAUUAUCAAAUAAAAUUUCCAGAGAUUAUAGUGAAUAUAUAGAUGCGAUAAAUUUAGCCAAAUAUAAUAUUUUAUCUCCAUUAAUAAUCACCCCUAAUGUCUUAUUAGAAGAAUUAAAUAAAUAUCAUGGAGAAUACGAAUUAUUAAUUACUCCAGAUGAAAAACAUUUUCCUAUGUUAUAUAAAUUAUUGAAAGUAGAUGUAUUCCACACUAGUAAAAUAACUAUUUUUAGUAUACAAGUUCCACUGAUAUCAAAAAUGUAUUUUGAUCUUUAUCAUUUAAUCCCACUUCCAAUUCAACACUCAAAUUCUUCAAUAUUUUCCUACAUUGUUCCUAAAUAUCAACAUCUCUUAUUAUCCCAAUCAAAACUCCAAUUCCUUUCCUUGGAAAAAUUGUCGGAUUGUAUCGAGUAUUUGAAGGGAAAGUACGUUUGUUUCGACGCACACGUCACACAAGUAACAGAUCAACCUGAGUGCGAAGUCAGACUGCUGCUACCCCAUACUAAUCAACUACCCGACGAUUGCCAAAUUAAAACUACAAAGGCUAUCAUCGAAACUUGGAAAUACGCAGGAUAUAAUCAAUGGUUCUACGUACUCCAGAGGCCAACAACACUUACAAUCAUCUGUAGCAACUCAAAAGAAGAAAUAACUGACGUCAUCCUUUAUCAGACAGGUCUACUUAAGUUACAAGAUCACUGCAAGGGUUAUACCAAUCGUUACGCAUUAGAAACGACUAACUUCGCUGAUACAAACAUAACUUUUCACAUACCAAAUAUCACCAUAAUUCAAGAUGAUUGUUGUAUCAGAAAUGUAGAUAUUAAACAUAUAGAAUCGAUUCCUUUGAAACCAAUACAUCUAACUAAUAUCGAUCUCUCAGACCUCACAUAUUCAAAUAAAAAAUUAAAUGAACUUGACGAAAUUAUCAAUAAACAUAUAAAUGAACCAUUCAUUGUUACCCAUACCAAGUGGUAUACAAUUGUUUUAGCAAUGAUUGGAUCAAUCAUUUUGCUAUUUAUAAUCAGUAACUGUUGCCGAUGGUGCGGAUGUCUCCGUUGGAUUAAAAAAUGGUGUUGUUUCACUGCAGACCCAGCAACGGGACAAAUUUUGCCACCUACCAUAAAGAAUUUUGUCAACUGUAAUUUUGACUCUAAUCUCCACACAAAGGAGGUUGUAGUGUAUUCAAAAAGAAAUUCCUGCGAGGACAUCGAGCAAGCCGGAAGGAUGAGCAUAGCAGAAGAAAUCGAUGAUUUUACAUCAAUUCCAAUUCUACACUCACCAUCUACAUCAAAAAUAAAAUCUCGUAGAAGCACUACACCAAUAUAAUUUCAACUUGUAAUUUUUGUAAUGCCUAUAAUAUAAAUAAAAUAAAAAAAAAAUAAUAAUAAUAAUAAAAAAAAAUAUAUAUAUAUAAUAAUAAAUAAAUAAUAAAUAUUUUUUACUAGAGAUUUGAACACUUGCGUCUUCAAUCUAAAAGAGGGAGAUGUUAUAUAUCUAUGUAUUUUUAAAUUGUAAUAUUAACUUUAUAGGAGUCUUUCUCACAAUCAAAUUCAUUUCUAUUUUUUUACUUUCUAAAAAGACAAAGUUUAUAAGUAUUGAGUCAUCAUGAUCUAUCUACAGGACUAGGACUUAGUCAUAUUUUUAUCUAUGUAUAUUGAACUUUGUAAGGACUAGAACUUAGUCAUAUUUUUAUCUUUUCUUUCUUCUUCGUUAAUAUAUAAGCAACAUGUAAUCUUCAAAAGCCAGAUUUAGUCGUGACUGCUUUCGGAGAAGGACUCCCAAAUUAUUAAAGAAAGUUUUAAAUAAAAA
Messenger RNA from Leptopilina boulardi, 3622 nucleotides. RefSeq lists its product as uncharacterized. The transcript has 2 exons. The coding region runs from base 1121 to 3139 and encodes 672 amino acids. NCBI's taxonomy places the organism in Eukaryota, Metazoa, Arthropoda, Insecta, Hymenoptera, Figitidae. The record is from RefSeq and is a predicted model, not a curated record.